This is a messenger RNA of Ostertagia ostertagi, 393 nucleotides long. The record is from the annotation of a GenBank genome assembly. NCBI's taxonomy places the organism in Eukaryota, Metazoa, Nematoda, Chromadorea, Rhabditida, Trichostrongylidae.
GAGAUAUUACAAACAUCGCCUUCAUCUGAGCUCUUUGCUUCAGGAUCGUCGGUUGAUGACUCCGAACCUCUACCUACUCCACCCACACCGCGGCCACGGCAGGCGAACUUUUUUGGAUCUCUCUUAGGAGCGCCACCACCACAGGCCCAGCAGCGACAGCCAUCACCCUCGUCAAACCUCGGUCAGAUUGAUCUCUGGGAGCUUUUUGGUGUAACACGUCGCACGACAACAACAACACCAGCGCCACCUCCACUACAGAGUUUGCUCAAUCCACAAAUGGGUGCAAAUGCACAAAAUAUCGAUGCCGUCUUCAAUGCUCUAAUGAGAAGCAAUGCACAACCGGAGCGGCCGCAACCAUCCACGAACCUAUUUUCGCAGUUCUUCGGACGAUGA